AUGGCGGUAUCUCAAAGCAAAGACCUCCCUUCUUCCUCGUACUUUUCUGCUUUUGCGGCAAAUUAUCUUCAACAAACCGGAAGAAGCACGUACCGUGUCCUUGACUUGGCCAUUGAUAGUAUUCAAGCCACAAAACCUAUAACCAAAGACUCGGUGGUUCAUGAUAAUGCUGCCGGUCCGGGAAUCGCAGCCUUGGUUCUUGUUGACAGACUCGCGGCUGAUGAGCUGCCUCAGAUACUGGUGACGGAUAAUGUACCUCCAAUGGUCCAAGCCGCCAAAGAUCUUUUUACUUCGCUCCCACAGCUUGAAGCGAAGGUUCUUGACUCGCAGAGUCUAGAGGGAAUUCCUGAUCAGCACUUCACACACAGCAUCCUCAACUUCAGUGUUUACACGCUGGCCGACCCCGUAAAAGGCGUCAAGGAGAUCUACCGUACGCUCCAGCCUGGUGGGCUAGCUGUCAUCUCCUGCUGGAAACGCUUCGGUGUUGGUGAGCUCAUCCACGCUGCCCAAGCCAUUGUCCGACCAGACCUUGCACCUCUGAAAAUGCCCCAUCCUGAGUUCUUUGAACCAGGUGUUCUGGAAAAGACGACGAUCGAAGCUGGGUUUGACUCUUCCAAGUUCAAACUUGUGGAGGACAGUAUCGUCGUCAGUGGGCCUGAACUGGAAGAGGGACUGAAAAAGUUUAUGCUUGGAGAUCUGAUGCGUCCUGCUCGAGCGGGAUAUAGUGGGGAGGAGGAGAAGAAGUGGCCAGAGGCUGUUGAUGAGGUACUCAAGAAGGAAGUAGGAUCUCACGGGGGAAUCAGAUUUGAGAGCUGGGUUCUUCUAGCUCAGAAGUAG
Messenger RNA from Fusarium proliferatum ET1, 837 nucleotides. RefSeq lists its product as uncharacterized. Gene Ontology annotation, molecular function: S-adenosylmethionine-dependent methyltransferase activity. The coding region runs from base 1 to 837 and encodes 278 amino acids. The record is from RefSeq and is a predicted model, not a curated record. The transcript has a single exon. Lineage: Eukaryota; Fungi; Ascomycota; Sordariomycetes; Hypocreales; Nectriaceae.